AUGAAAUAUUCUGUCGAAGUGCCUAUCAAUGUCUUUGGAAUACUGAAACCUACUGGUUGUAAAUUUCUUCGAAUAGAUAAUCGAUUACCAAUGGAAGAUCUAUAUCAGUUCAUUGUUGAAGAUUGCGACAGACAGAAACCAGCUCUCAUCUUAAGUGUAUAUGGUGGAGCCAAAUAUUUUACUACUACAGAACGACUUGAAAAAGAAAUUAUUAGAGGUGUUAUUCAUGCUGCUACUAUGGCCAAUGCAUGGAUACUUACUGCCGGCAUCGAUAAUGGUAUAUCAAAAUUGGUCGGUGAAGGUAUUUCACAUUAUCGCCUCUUACAAGAAUAUCCGCUCACUGUGAAAUGUAUUGGAAUGACUACGUGGGGUACAAUAAAUGAAGAUACACGUCUUGAACUUAAAAGUUCAUCAAGCAGAUUUCCAACAUCACUAUGUCAACGGCAGAUUCCAGACGAUGCCCAAGAAUAUAAAGAAACAAUUGAAAGAAAUCAUACACAUUGUAUUUUAUUCGAUGGUGGUAAACUGAAUGAAUAUCUCAGUGACGCACAUCGUGAUAAAUUUGUUAUCGCAGCAUGUAAAGAUACACAUAAUGAUCAUAUAUGUUUCCCAGUAACAAUCAUGGUCGAAGGAGGUUUAGGUAGCCUUGAAGUUCUUGAAAAUGAUCUCAAAGCAAAACGACCAAUUGUUCUGAUUCAAGUUCGUAUUAAAUAA
Messenger RNA from Rotaria sp. Silwood1, 714 nucleotides. NCBI's taxonomy places the organism in Eukaryota, Metazoa, Rotifera, Eurotatoria, Philodinida, Philodinidae. The record is from the annotation of a GenBank genome assembly.